This is a messenger RNA of Labrus mixtus (cuckoo wrasse), 1333 nucleotides long. RefSeq names its product KATNB1-like protein 1. Lineage: Eukaryota; Metazoa; Chordata; Actinopteri; Labriformes; Labridae. Bases 25 to 921 code for a protein of 298 amino acids. The transcript is spliced from 9 exons. Gene Ontology annotation, molecular function: microtubule binding. Gene Ontology annotation, cellular component: nucleolus. The record is from RefSeq and is a predicted model, not a curated record.
GUUUUGUGUGUUUCCCUAGGUAUAAUGGACUCCAACAGUGAAGAUGGAGAGUACCAAAACCUUGACCAUGCCUCACAACGUGAUGAAACCCCGUACAGAGUGACAUAUACUAAUGGAAGAAACACAAAACAUGAGGACUACAAUAAAAAUGAAGCGCUCCCCAAAAAGAGGAAUCCAGUGAGUCGCUCUGGCAGUGGCAGAUUGAAGCGGGUGGUGUCAUGUAAGAGGAAAUCUUAUCAUCUGUCGGUGGCUCGGAGGAAGCAGCUGGGGAGCGGAAGGACUUAUGAUGCUGCAAACAAGGAGAAUGAGAUGAACUGCAUGCAGGACAUGCAUCAGGAGAUAUUUGACAUGGACCCUUGGGAGUUUCCUCUCAGUGUCAACAAUAACCACAAGACUGGUAGAACUGGUUCUGAACAAGCAGACUACUGUAUGCUCACUGAGCUUACAAAGGAUCACAGCACAAUGAUUGAUGUGCUCUUUGGGAGAAACCUGAGGCUUAAAGUGUCUUUAACACUGUGGCAGAGAAAUGUUGGAGAGCUGCUGACAUACAUUCUGAGAAUCCAAGACAUCGGCGUGUUAGUUGAUUUUCUCCCAAUGAUAAGCAAAAGCAUUGAGGAGGAUUCUCCAAGGAUCACUAUAGGCUGUUGUGUUGACCUCUUUCCAUUAGUAAAGAAAGUCCUCACCAAUCCAUAUGAAGAGUAUAUUACGGUUGGUUUAAAGUGGAUCAAUUCAGUUUUGAUAAACUGGUGGGAGGAACUUAGAGCAACUGGCUACAGUGGGUCGACUUCAGAUAAAAAUUUCCAGCUUUUUAAUCAGCAAUUAUUGGAAUUGUGGCAUCAGCAACCUUCACUGAAAUCUGUCCCAGGAACUGCUGGAGACAUUGCAAAGGUGAUUGAUUCCUUCCUGUCCCAGCUCACCUGAUGACAGAAGAGGCUGAUAAGUGUUUGUUCUCUGCUGGCACAGCACAGAUUCAAGGAAAUCCUUCGUGGAAAUACAUUACUUUGAAUAUGCAGUUUUUUCCAUACAAGAAAUGCCUAUUAAAAGUUCCUACCUGCCCUGAUGUGAUGACUGUAAAACUUCUUUAUUGAAGUUAUAAACUCUUCAUUUCUUUUUGUAUUUAUUGUCUGUCAGAGCAACUUGAAAAUAAGUUUAGAAAAAGUGCAAUUGAAGUUCUAAUGUGUGGUAAAUGUAAUUUAAUUUGACCAGAAGGAUGUUGUAAAUAUGACCACAUUGUGAGUUUCAGUGUCAAACAGAAAGUAAGACUUUGACAUGUUGUGUGUCUGUUCCAAUUAAUUCUCAAACUGGUAAUUAAUAAAUGUAUCAUUUAAAAUUG